Molecule: messenger RNA, 834 nt
Organism: Rosa rugosa (rugosa rose)
Lineage: Eukaryota; Viridiplantae; Streptophyta; Magnoliopsida; Rosales; Rosaceae
Product: transcription factor MYB90-like
Exons: 3
Coding region: 41-688 (215 amino acids)
Source: RefSeq, a predicted model, not a curated record
UUCUGACUAUCAUAUCAGUAAUUCAUUACUGAAUACUGAUAUGGAGUUGAGAAAAGGUGCAUGGACCAAAGAGGAAGAUCAUCUUCUCAGGAAAUGCAUUGAAAAACAUGGAGAAGGAAGAUGGCACAAGAUUCCUCUCCAAGCAGGCUUAAAGAGAUGCAGAAAGAGCUGUAGAAUGAGGUGGUUGAAUUACCUGAAGCCAACCAUCAAGAGGGGAGAAUUUGAAGAUGAUGAAGUAGAUCUAAUGAUUAGGCUUUACAAGCUUUUAGGAAACAGGUGGUCAUUGAUUGCUGGCCGACUUCCGGGAAGAACCUCAAAUGAUGUGAAAAACUAUUGGAGUGCUCGGCGAAGGAGAAAUAUGGAUUUGAACAUCGUAAAAGAUAAAUCUCGAGAAAUGACAAAGACCACUAUAAUAAAGCCUCGACCACGGAUCUUCACAAAAAGUUUACAUAUUCCGGGUGAUAGAGCAGCAACCUCAAAGAAUAGUAAUAUAAACAUAUCAUUACCCCCAGUAAAUGGACUUGAUGAGUGGAAAAUUGUACCAGCAGAACAUGUCCCUACAAACUUAUGGGUUCAAGAUAUGGCCUCAGUGACCGAAACAUGUGUCAAUGUUGCCGAACGAAGUUUCGAAUCUGACCUCUGGCAUUUUCUCCAAGAAGAGAUGAGAGAACAAGAUUCAGACAUCUGAUAAAUCCAUGUCAUCCGAUUGUGUGUUGUAACUAGCUAGUUGCUAUUUUGUUAAAUUAUUAAUUACAUUUGCUGAACGAAAGCCAUUUAGCUCUUUGUCAUGUCCUACGUUUUGGUAUAUUAAUUUGUUAGAUGCUCUUGCAUCGA